Astyanax mexicanus (Mexican tetra) is the source of this 2865-nucleotide messenger RNA. RefSeq names its product placental growth factor b (gene pgfb). The transcript has 7 exons. Gene Ontology annotation, biological process: sprouting angiogenesis; positive regulation of angiogenesis; induction of positive chemotaxis. Gene Ontology annotation, molecular function: vascular endothelial growth factor receptor binding; growth factor activity; chemoattractant activity. Bases 498 to 983 code for a protein of 161 amino acids. Gene Ontology annotation, cellular component: membrane. Lineage: Eukaryota; Metazoa; Chordata; Actinopteri; Characiformes; Acestrorhamphidae. The record is from RefSeq and is a predicted model, not a curated record.
GAAGAAGUGGAGUGACUGAGUGAGUGAGUAUGUGGAGGGUGGGGAUGGAAGGAGUGUGAAAGGCUCAGGCUCUGGAGGAGGAGAUUUCAAUGAGUAACUUGUUGAAAUGGAGCUGAGGGGCAAUUAGUGGGCAAGUGGCUGAACUUUGUAGAGGAAAUGCGCGGCAGAAGACUUUCUCCAAGGACCCAGCAUCUCCUCCAACAUCUCGACCACCGGCAGGAGAAAAUCCCCCAGCUCUGGUGGACCUGUGCGUUCAGUGCUUUCAGCGCAUCAGAGACGUUUUGCUCGGCUUGAGAAGCUGCAGCACCACCCGGAGCUUCUGAGCGCUUCUCUCUUCUGAGCGGCAUCUUUAGCGCUUCAGUCUUGAGUUAAACGUUCGCCACGAACCGGGUCGUGGAUUACAGGCGAAGCUGCGCUCUGGACUCUCACGUGACCGGGCACACCUGAGUGGAUUUCUCCUCGGUUUUAAAUCCUUAUUGACUUCAAAAUUGUGCGAAAUGUUGGUCUGGUUCCUGCAGGUCCUUUCUGCUGCUUUCCUGGCGCUUUCACCGGCUCAGUGUUACCCCUCAACUACCACCACAAACAGCACAUCCAAAGUAAUCCUGUUUCAGGAGGUGUGGGGGCGGAGCUUCUGCCGUACCAUUGAGAAGCUGGUGGAGGUAGUGCAGGAGUAUCCUGGGGAGGUGGAGCACAUCUUCAGCCCUGCCUGCGUGCCGUUGAUCCGUUGUGCCGGUUGCUGUGGAGACGAGAACUUGGAGUGCCACCCAACGCUUACCUCCAACAUCACUAUGCAAUUAUUAAAGCUGAAGCCAGCAGAAAAGGGUCAGGAAUAUGUGGAGAUGACUUUCGUGGAGCAUAAAAGCUGUGAAUGUAGACUAAGACAGCCUACACCGAAACACGACAGGCGGAGACCGAGAGUUAGAGGGAGGAAACGGAAGGAGAAAAAGAAGGACUGUGACGGGUGUCAGCCUCCACGAAGGUAGAUGCAGUCCCACUGCGCUCUCUGCCCGUCCUGUGCAGCCAGCCCCCUCUGUGCCAGCCCCACCAUCUGCCCCCCCUUCGGUCUUCACAGCAUUGUGUGUCUCCACCACCAGAACAUCCAAGGUGCAGGGGUGGGGAGAUCACCCUAGCCAUCCUGGGGGACAAUUCAUAUACAGGAAGUGCCUGGUGUGUGUGUGGUGUCAUCCUCUGAUAUGCUUCUCGCGAAGCACAGCGGUGGGUCCACCUCAAGUGUCUGAGGUGGGAAUCAGCCCACAGGACUCCACAUGUGAUGAUGUUCUAACUGAAGAAAAUAUAUAUAUUAUUGUUAUUAUUAUUAUUUUACUUUAUCUAUGUCAUCUUAACACUUUUAUUUAUUGCUUGCAAAACAAUAGGAAGAGCUUGUUUUGGUUGUUUUAGACUGAUUCCUCUGCUAAUAUAUGACAUUAGUACAAAAUGGGAUAUUUUUCUUUCUAAGCAUUUAGAGAUAGACCAGUCUAAAUCAUCACUUUCAGCUUUUUAAAAACAGAUUUCCAGGGUGAUUACAGUUACAUGUAGUUCCUCUUUUAGUUUCAGAUGGGAAGAGGCUGUAUGAGUUCUCACAUUACUGUACUGAACCUAUUUCAUAGUUUGAAACCUUAAACUUGGCCAGUUUCAAGAUCAAUUUUCAGAGCAAAAAAUGUACACUCAUCGUCAUCAGAAAAAUGAAGGAAUCAGCCAAAAGGAAUGAAAUUUAGUGUUUCAACAGGACACAGCUUGUCCAGAUACUACUACUGUCUCAAAAGUUUGGCUUAAAGACAAAGAUACCGCGCCAUGGUCAGUCCCAUCACCAGAUAUAGGGCCAAAUAAAAUGUGUGGGAUGCUGUUGGAUGCAAAGUCUGCAGAAACUGUCUGAAUAUUCCAGCUGCAAAGGAUGGAUUAGCGCAAAACACCAUUAGGAAUCUCUACAACUCCACACAGAGAGAGAUCCUUUACCUUGCAUUACACAUGCGUUACAUACUACCUCUGUAUGUAUACCUCUACAUUUUUUAUCAUUUAUUGAUCCUAGUAACCUUUAUCUUCCUUCCAAACAGCAUUACAAUCUGACACUUCCAUAUGGCGAUGAGUUUACAACCAAAAUAAAAUUUAUCGUUGAGGAAGUCCACAUAGACUGAACAUGGUCUGUGUGUUAGAGCGCUGAUUCAGUUCUGAGAGGGGUGGUACAUUAACAGGGGAUGUGCUGACCUCUAGUGGUCUAAAGACAACAUUUUACAGUAUUUCUGUUUUCCACACAUGAAGUAAAACUGUACGGCUCUACUGUAGCUUCCACACAAUGGCAGUUUGCAAGGUGGUAAAUUCAUAUUUGUUGAUUUAUGCCGUGAUUUUACAGUAAAAGAGACAAGUGUCAGUUAGCACAAACUGAUAUAUUAUUGUUAUAAUUGUCUAUUUAAAAUGCUUCAAUCUAGAGAAGCCCACAUUUUGGGGUUGUUCAGAUCAACAAACUCGACCAAAGAAACCAGGAAUGCUGCUAACAGGUGUGGUGUAAAGUUCAUGGCCUUUAAAUAUGAAAGCAUUAAUACCAGUUUCUCAGUGGGGGCAUAAGUCAGUCUUUGACAAGUUAAUAAUUUGCAAAUCCUCUUGUUUCUAAGGGUUUUUAUUAACACUCCACCAAGUAAAGGACUAUACUGUACUUCAAGCAGCAACAUUUACUCUUAUGUUGCUAAGAGUGAACAGGAUGUUUGCUGUUUGCCUAUUUUAAUAUAACCAGAGCGGUCUGCUCAGUUUAAUGGAAAUGUUUAAUUACCAAUGAGUCAAAAUUUUUUGAAAGAUGUUUCCAUUUAUUGUACAUACAUAUGAUAUUGAUUAAAUAUUGCUGUUUUUUCACUGUUAAUAAAGAGAUACAUUAUC